Messenger RNA from Misgurnus anguillicaudatus (oriental weatherfish), 614 nucleotides. Its product is annotated as C-C motif chemokine 4-like. The record is from RefSeq and is a predicted model, not a curated record. Gene Ontology annotation, cellular component: extracellular region. Gene Ontology annotation, molecular function: chemokine activity. NCBI's taxonomy places the organism in Eukaryota, Metazoa, Chordata, Actinopteri, Cypriniformes, Cobitidae. Gene Ontology annotation, biological process: immune response.
ACCAGGCCUGUGAUGUCAAUUGUUCCUCAUUGUACUGAACCUUGAGGUUUGUGUAGUGGAAAAAGUACAGCCCCCCAUUGUGAACGCAGACCUUAUAAAGCGCAAGGCAUUAAUGAAGUGAUCAAACUCAAGACGACCCGCCGCUGACAACACAACAAAAUCUACUGAUUAACAACAACCAAAGACUCCAACAUGAGACUUCACUGCAUCUUCAUCGCCUGUUUCGUCCUCUUUGCCUGCUGCUCACUGGCAAACAGUGAAUAUAGCCAAGGUCCUGAUAAAUGCUGCUUUUCUUUUUCCAAUGUGAAAAUCCCAGUAAAGCAAGUUGUCGGUUACCAUACAACUCAUUCUGAAUGCCACAUGAGUGGAAUCAUUUUCAUCAUGAAAUCUGGAAAGGAAAUCUGUGCUGACCUGAACGAGAGAUGGGUUCAGAGGCUGAAGAACCGAGUGGACGAAAGCACCCAGAUGAUGACAGAGGGCUCUGGGGACAGCAAUUAAUAUUUAACUUUUAAGUUUUAGUCUUUUUUAUAUUAUAUAUAAAAACUAAACCAACCCCUUUCGGAAUUUACCUCCACAAUGCUGUUCAUUGAUUGUUGAAAAGAUUGUGAUUAUGC